UUAAUUGCUAGCAUUACUUGCAGGAAAAACCAGAGACGAAAGUAAGCAAAGGAAAAAGGGUCCGUUCCGUCGGGGGAAGUCACCUAGAUCCUUCGCACCAUCGCGCUAUAUAUAUAUAUAUAUAUAUAUAUAUUAUACGAGUCACAAUGCUCGGAGAACAACAGCAGUGAAAUGAAAUUUGGACUUGGACUCGCUCUUUUGAAAAUCGCAUGAAACUUAGGAGGCCAAACAGCAGGUGGUCAAAGAAGAUAUCGCUGGCGAGCAUGGCGGAGGGAAUUGCUUCUCCUGCUGCCGCAGCAGCAACCACCUCUCAAACUGCAACCUCUACCAGAUCGCUAUGGCCUUCCAUUCUUCGUUGGAUACCUACCUCCACCGACCACAUCAUCAGAGCUGAGAAACGCCUCCUGUCUGUUGUAAAGACUCCAUAUAUUCAAGAACACGUUAACAUAGGAUGGCCACCAGGUUCUAAUGUCAGGUGGUUUCGCUCUGUUAGCAAUGACCCAAAAUUUAUCAAUACACUAACUUUCGACAGCAAAGAGGGUUCUCCCACUCUUGUUAUGGUACAUGGAUACGGUGCUUCCCAAGGUUUCUUCUUUCGGAACUUUGAUACUCUUGCAGCUCAUUUCAAAGUCAUUGCUAUUGAUCAGCUUGGUUGGGGUGGAUCAAGCAGGCCUGACUUCACGUGCAAAAGUACAGAAGAAACUGAGGCAUGGUUUAUUGAUUCCUUAGAGGAAUGGCGCAAAGCCAAGAAUCUUAGCAAUUUUAUUUUACUUGGUCAUUCAUUUGGCGGGUAUGUUGCUGCAAAAUAUGCUCUCAAGCAUCCUGAGCACAUUCAGCACUUGAUUUUAGUUGGACCUGCUGGAUUUGCUUCAGAAAAUGAUUACAAGAGUGAAUGGCUUACUCGUUUUAGAGCAACGUGGAAAGGAGCCGUUUUGAAUCAUCUGUGGGAGUCUAACUUCACUCCACAGAAAAUUGUAAGAGGUUUAGGCCCCUGGGGACCAGAUAUGGUCCGCAAAUAUACAAGUGCUCGGUUUGGUUCUCGCGCACAGGGAUCUGUUCUGACUGAGGAGGAAUCCAGAUUACUCACAGAUUAUGUAUACCACACUUUAGCAGCCAAAGCUAGCGGAGAACUGUGUUUAAAGUACAUAUUUUCGUUCGGAGCAUUUGCUAGGAUGCCUCUUGUCCAAAGGGCAUCAGAAUGGAAGGUGCCAACUUCCUUUAUUUAUGGUUUCCAGGAUUGGAUGAAUUAUCAAGCGCAAGAAGCUCGCCAGCAUAUGAGGGUUCCAUGCGAAAUCAUAAGGGUCCCUCAGGCUGGCCAUUUUGUAUUUAUAGACGCUCAUGGUUUCCAUUCAGCGGUUCUGCAUGCUUGCAGGAGGUUUUUGUCCCCUGAUCCUGACAGUGAGUCCCUCCCUGAGGGCCUGACAACUGCUUAGAUGAAGAAUUCAAUGUUGUAUUACUAAAUGUAAUUCUUAGUGUACUAAAGAGCAUCAUUCUUUUGAGCGCAGGCUGCCCUUAUUGUAUCAUUAAUUCAAGCUUUAAAUGUAUUUAUUUGGUCUUGGCUCUAUGCAUUAUUUUAAAUGCGCCGAGAUCUUUGUAAAAUUCUGACAUAGGACGAAAGAAAAAAAAUGUAUGAUUUUAAAUUCGUUCA
This is a messenger RNA of Coffea arabica (coffee), 1648 nucleotides long. NCBI's taxonomy places the organism in Eukaryota, Viridiplantae, Streptophyta, Magnoliopsida, Gentianales, Rubiaceae. The record is from RefSeq and is a predicted model, not a curated record.